Molecule: messenger RNA, 1582 nt
Organism: Lactuca saligna
Lineage: Eukaryota; Viridiplantae; Streptophyta; Magnoliopsida; Asterales; Asteraceae
Source: the annotation of a GenBank genome assembly
AUGGAUGCUUCGAGCAGGCAGAUCGAUGAAGGAAUAAUAUUCAUGGAAGGUUGGCUGUAUCUCAUACGCUCCAAUACUAUCGGAUUCAAAUAUUCACGCAAGCUUUACUACGUUCUUCAGAAUCACCAUUUCAUGAGCUUCAAAUCUAUCCCUCAUUUUUGUAAUCAGGGUCCUUUUCUUGGUUGCAGUUAUUCUUUAUUGAUUCACAAUAAAUGCCCCCUCCCUCAAAAAGGCUUUAUGAGAGCUUGUGUUAAAUGUGGAGGGUAUGUGAUCUCUCCUGUGAAUCAGUAUAAACAAUCAGUUGUAAGACACAUGCUUUCCAUUGAUUGGAAAUUCUGGAGAUCUUAUCUACAAAAAUCAUCAGGUCAAUGCAUUACAAUUCACAUGCUUGCGAGACUUGCAGCAUUGAGAGAGCUUCUUAAAACAAACUUAUCCGAUUACUUAUUCACCGAGUUCACUUCACAAGAAUUGAAGAAAGAAAGUUUGAUGCAGCAUCAUAAUGAAGCUUCAAAUGACUCGGACAUUGUAAAAAUGGAUGAUCAUUAUUCAGAUGAAUUUUUUGAUUUUGAUGAUGAAUCGGAAUGCGACUACAUAAUCACUCUUCCAGAAGAUCAAACUGGUAAUUUGGCCCACAGUUGGUCAUCACCAGAACCUUCUUUAUUUCCAAUCCGUGGAGAAUCUUUUCUAGAAGACCGUAAAAAGAUUACAGCAGAAAGUACAUUGCUAAAAACAGUUGCUGUUGACUGGCUUAAAUCAGACAAGCGUGAAAAUCAUCUUGCUAUUCGCCCUGGGAACAUUGUUCAGAAAUAUGCAGCUGCUGGUCGCCCAGAAUUCUUCAUUGUUAUUAACUUUCAGGUCCCAGGUUCAUUACAUUAUAAUCUUGCUUCCUACUUUAUGGCAAGUAGCCCUAUCAAGGAUACACCCUUGCUUGAGAAUUUUAUAAAAGGAGAUGAUGCAUUUAGGAAUUCAAGAUUUAAGAUCAUCCCUAAUGUAUCUAAGGGACCAUGGAUUCUGAGGCAUGCCAUUCGUAGACCCACUCUGGUUGGUCAGAUACUUAAAAUCAACUACAUCCAUGGCAACAACUACUUGGAGAUGGAUGUGGAUGUUGGUUCAUCAGCAUUGGCAAGGGGAUUAGCUAGCAAGACUUUCAGUUGCUUUAGUAAUUUGAUAAUUGAAAUAGCGUUUGUUAUACAGGCGAACACACGAGAUGAGCUUCCGGAACAUGUAGUGGGAGCAUUUCGUCUAAGUCAUCUUGAUAUGUGUAAAGCUUGUUGGGCCAACCAUACUAGCUACUAGCUAGUUCUUAAUAAUUCACACACCUACACACUACACACACAUGAUAACAAUUGUGUAUAUAAUAAAUUGCAAAUUCGAUGAUCUCGUGUAAAAAACUACACUUGACACUUGCUGUGUUUUGUACUUGUAAGAUUACAAAAAGAUAAUCGAAAUGAAAUUUGGAGAGAAAACGUGCAAGUGUACAUUACAUAAUUUAAUUUGUUUAUAUAUAUAGCUAUAGCUAUUAUAAUAUAGACUAUAUAUAGUUGGUUGGUUAGAGAUCAUUUUCGUAUGCCCAAAUAAGAUG